GGCAGGAGGAAGUGCGCCGGGUCUCGACGGUCGCUGCGCACCCCUGGCGGGUGGGGCCGCCAGGUGAGCCCGAGAUGCUGCUGCGCUGGAAGCCCGGGCUGCCGCUGCGGCUGCUGCUGCUCCUGGGGCCGCUGUGUCCCUGCUCCCCGGGCGCCCUGGCGGAACCCGCGCCAGCUGAGGCUGAGGACGUCGUGGUGCUGGUUUUCUCCACCGAGCGGCCAGUGCAUCUGGUGAGUCCCGCGUUCCUGUCCUUCACCAUCGACGCCAAUCUGGCCACGGACCCGCGGUUCCUCACCUUCCUGGGUUCUUCAAAGCUUCGUACUUUGGCCAGAGGUUUGUCUCCCGCAUACCUGAGAUUUGGUGGCACGAAGACAGACUUUCUCAUUUUUGAUCCCAAGAAGGAACCAACCUUUGAAGAGAGAAGUUACUGGCAAUCUCAAGUCAACCAGGAUAUUUGCGAAUCUGGAUCCGUCCCUUCUGAUGUGGAGAGGAGAUUGAAGUUGGAAUGGCCCUUCCAGGAGCAAUUGCUACUCAGAGAACAGUAUCAGAAAAAGUUCAAGAACAGUACCUACUCAAGAAGCUCAGUGGAUAUGCUGUAUACUUUUGCCAGUUGCUCAGGACUGGACCUGAUCUUUGGUCUAAAUGCAUUACUACGAACUGCAGAUUUGCACUGGAACAGUUCCAACGCUCAGUUACUCCUGGACUACUGCUCUUCCAAGAGUUAUAACAUUUCUUGGGAACUAGGCAAUGAACCUAACAGUUUCCGGAAGAAGGCUGGUAUUUUUAUCGAUGGAUUGCAGUUAGGAGAAGAUUUUAUCGAGUUGCAUAAACUUCUAAGAAAAUCUGCUUUCAAAAAUGCAAAACUCUAUGGUCCUGAUGUUGGCCAGCCUCGGGGAAAGACUGUUAAGAUGCUGAAGAGUUUCCUGAAGGCUGGGGGAGAAGUGAUUGAUUCAGUUACAUGGCAUCACUACUACUUGAAUGGGCGAAUUGCUACCAAAGAAGAUUUUCUAAACCCUGAUGUACUGGACACUUUUAUUUCAUCUAUGCAAAAAAUUUUCCAGGCUGUUGAGGAGACCAGACCCCACAAGAAGGUUUGGUUAGGAGAGACCAGCUCUGCGUAUGGGGGUGGAGCGCCCUUGCUGUCCAACACCUUUGCUGCUGGCUUUAUGUGGCUGGAUAAAUUGGGCCUGUCGGCCAGAAUGGGCAUAGAAGUGGUGAUGAGGCAAGUGUUCUUCGGAGCUGGAAACUACCACUUAGUGGAUGAAAAUUUUGAACCUUUACCUGAUUAUUGGCUGUCUCUUCUGUUCAAGAAACUGGUGGGCACCAACGUGUUAAAGGCAAGUGUGAAAGGUCCAGACAGAAACAAACUUCGAGUAUAUCUUCAUUGCACAAACAUCAACCACCCAAGGUAUAAAGAAGGAGAUUUAACUCUGUAUGCCUUAAACCUCCAUAAUGUCACCAAGCGCUUGCGGUUACCACAUCACUUAUUUGACAAGCAAGUGGACAAAUACCUCAUAAAACCUUCAGGACCCAAUGGCUUAUUUUCCAAAUCUGUCCAGCUCAAUGGUCAAACUCUGAAGAUGGUGGAUGACCAAACCCUGCCAGCUUUGACAGAAAAACCUCUCCGCCCAGGAAGUUCACUGGGCCUGCCAGCUCUCUCAUAUGGAUUUUUUGUGAUAAGAAAUGCCAAAGUUGCUGCUUGCAUCUGAAAAUGAAAGACAUAUACUAGCCCAGAGACUGACUUUUUCAAGUGCAUUGAUAAGAAGAAAGCAAAACUCAGGCUGUAGAAAGGGGAGCAGAUGCAUUACAGAUCAACUGGUGACUGCUUUAGGGCCACU
Messenger RNA from Mesoplodon densirostris (Blainville's beaked whale), 1838 nucleotides. It is a transcript of the gene HPSE, whose product is annotated as heparanase. The coding region runs from base 75 to 1709 and encodes 544 amino acids. Gene Ontology annotation, cellular component: membrane; extracellular matrix. The record is from RefSeq and is a predicted model, not a curated record. Gene Ontology annotation, molecular function: hydrolase activity, acting on glycosyl bonds. Lineage: Eukaryota; Metazoa; Chordata; Mammalia; Artiodactyla; Ziphiidae. The transcript is spliced from 12 exons.